This is a messenger RNA of Danio rerio (zebrafish), 3047 nucleotides long. RefSeq names its product T-box transcription factor 15 (gene tbx15). Gene Ontology annotation, molecular function: DNA-binding transcription factor activity; DNA binding; RNA polymerase II cis-regulatory region sequence-specific DNA binding. Gene Ontology annotation, cellular component: nucleus. The record is from RefSeq and is marked validated. Lineage: Eukaryota; Metazoa; Chordata; Actinopteri; Cypriniformes; Danionidae. Gene Ontology annotation, biological process: anatomical structure morphogenesis; positive regulation of DNA-templated transcription; epithelium development.
AGAAGUGAAUAUCAAUCAGAGAGGACUCAACGACAGAAAAAGAGACGUAGAGAAGUUGGAAGGAGACGAAAAACAUUGAGCUAUAUUAGCAAACUGUCUUCUCGGACAAGGUUUUGAGCCGUAGUCCGUACGUUGAGAAUGGGUUCUUUUAUUUUUAAGCCUUUACAAGGCAUACAUUAGACUUGGGCUUGGAUUACCGUCGUCACCGGAGACCUAAAUCCACCCGUUAUAAACAUUUUGCGCGUGCGGCAUUCUUGCGCUGCCGCCCGGACGGAGUUUCUAUUCGCCCUUCGUUGGAUUUGCAGUGGGAGAGAUGAGUGACAGGAGACGGUCCGCUGCUGCGCUGAGUUCACGAGCGCACGCCUUCUCGGUUGAAGCCCUGAUCGGGACAAACAAGAAGCGGAAGCUUCGUGGCUGGGAAGAAAAGGAGCUGGAGCUGUCUAUGGAGAGCCUCGCGAGCAACGGACAAUUGGGAGACGGAGAGGAUCCCGCUAAUUGUCUGGAUAUCGACCCUGAUUCAGAGGCCAGCCCGGGCUCUGACGGCGAGGGUCUGGCGGAGCGGACGUCCUGCUCGUUCGGCUCCCCGGCGGACCUGACUUCCGCCGCCUGCGACCCCUCACCAUCAGCCUCUAUGGAGGAGAUCCAGGUGGAGCUGCAGUGCGCUGACCUGUGGAAACGCUUCCACGACAUUGGCACAGAAAUGAUCAUUACAAAAGCUGGAAGGAGAAUGUUCCCUGCUAUGAGGGUAAAAAUAGUGGGAUUGGAUCCACAUCAGCAGUAUUACAUUGCCAUGGACAUUGUACCAGUGGACAACAAGAGAUACAGGUAUGUGUAUCACAGCUCGAAGUGGAUGGUGGCGGGAAAUGCGGAUUCGCCAGUGCCGCCCAGAGUUUACAUUCACCCAGAUUCACUGGCUUCAGGAGACACCUGGAUGAGACAAGUGGUCAGCUUUGAUAAACUCAAACUUACCAACAAUGAGCUGGAUGAUCAAGGCCAUAUCAUCCUGCACUCGAUGCACAAAUAUCAGCCCCGUGUCCAUGUGAUCCGGAAAGACUUUAGCAGUGAGCUCUCGCCAACCAAACCUGUUCCUACUGGAGAAGGAGUGAAGACAUUCAGCUUCCCAGAGACUGUCUUCACCACAGUCACAGCCUACCAGAACCAACAGAUUACCCGUCUAAAGAUCGACCGCAACCCAUUUGCCAAAGGAUUCCGGGACUCAGGGAGAAACAGGACCGGGCUGGAGGCAAUAAUGGAGACGUAUGCUUUUUGGAGACCUCCAGUGAGGACACUGACAUUUGAGGACUUCACCAACAUGCAGAAGCAGCAAGGAGGGAGCACUGGCACCUCUCCCACUACCUCCAGCACUGGUACUCCAUCCCCCUCCGGCGCGACACACCUCCUCUCCCCUUCGUGCUCCCCUCCUACCUUCCAUCUGGCACCCAACACCUUCAAUGUGGGCUGCAGGGAGAGCCAGCUGUGUAACCUGGGCUUGUCUGAGUACCCCGCAUGUGCCAGAAGCAACAUGGCUGCCUUGCAAGGCUACGGAGGAUUGGCUGAUGGAUCCUACGGCCGCCUCCAGACCACAGGAGGCGCUGUAGCCUCCGCCCAGGCCUCAGAAUCCUUCUUGCCUCAGAGGACUUCCUCUCUCAUUGCGGCAGGAAUGCAGGGAGGAGCUCAUGGUUCAUUGGCCACUGGUAACAGUGGCAGCGGUAGCGGUGGAGGCAAGAUGGAUGCGUAUGGAAGUCAGCUGGCCUCUUUUCCUGCGUCCCAACUGCAGUACGUCAUGCAGGCAGGGGCCAGCUCAGCCUCUGGGUCAUCGGCUUCAUCCGGCUCUUCCUCAUCCUCUGCUCAUAUGUUCUCUGGGAGCCAUCAUCAUGUGCAGCAGAGCACAUAUAACGCCUUUUCCCUUCACAAUCCCUAUAACCUAUAUGGAUACAACUUCCCGGCCUCACCGCGCCUGGCUGCCAGCCCGGAGAAGCCUCAGGGUGGCUUACUGUGCUCCUCGUCCUCCGCCGGAGCUUUUGCUGAACGCCAGUACCUGUCUAACGGUGGCAUGGACAGUAUGCAUAUGAUAGGCAACCCCACUGGCAGCCAACAGGGGGCUGGCAGCUGUGACGGCCGGCAGUAUGGCUCUUCUUCGCAGAUGUCCAUGCACAUGGUUUGAAGCAAUUGAAAAAGCAAAAUAAACCAAAAACAGAUCAAAAUACCAAACACGAACAGCUGCUGCAGUUUUUAUGCUCACCGUUUCUGGGUGUUCAGAGUUUUAUUAUUCAAAAUGUCAACAUUCAGUGUGGACUUUUUAUCAUAUCACCACUUCAUCAGACUAAAAUGGAGUUAAAGUGUUCAUCUCUUACAUGAAAUGGCUUCAACGCAAAUGGAUACACAAGAUAAAAAUGACCCAUCCAACCUGACUGUUGUUGUUGCUGACUUGCCGACCUCAAUGGUGUGCAAAACUGAACUGAAAUAAAAGAGGUCGGAGAUUUAGAAGAUGGAUUCUGUUGAGGAUUCAUAUUUGGUGCAAUAAUGACAGCCGUAACUGUCCCACAUGUACGAAAGACAUCAGCUUGAACAAAACAUAUCCUCAAAACUGUGAGUGAAUAAGUCAGACGUGUUGUGUUGAUAAUAUGCAAUGCUUGUCAUAAAGUUUGUGAUGCAAUGUUUGAAGCUGACUGGCUCUUUCAGAGUCUCAGGACAGCCAAGUAAUAACAGGGUUUCUGUAUGUUUCUGACAAUCUGUUACUAAAUUGCCUAUUGGUUUGGAAAUGGCUUAACCAUAUCCCGAGUGGAACAUAAACAUAUAAGCAAUAGUGAAUGCACGCAAAGCACAUAGGUUUUAAAUUGUUGUGUGGAUAAAAACCAUAGGAAGACAAGGUAAUUAUGCUUUGGAGUGUUUGUAAAUGAAUAUAUUUAAAUGCUAAGCAAUUAUAUGGCCAGUGUAUGAUGUUGAAUUAAAUCAGUGUGGGUGGAAUGAACAAAUGUUGUUUUAGGCUGUAAAUACAAGUGCCAAGCACAUAAAGCUCAUCAAAUAAACAUUAUAAGUUCUCUGUA